Molecule: messenger RNA, 1223 nt
Organism: Lactuca virosa
Lineage: Eukaryota; Viridiplantae; Streptophyta; Magnoliopsida; Asterales; Asteraceae
Source: the annotation of a GenBank genome assembly
AUGGAUGACAUCCAUGAUUUUGAUACAAUACAUGUGGAGCUGGAUGCGUACUUUAAAAAGAAACAAGCUUCCCAAUGCAAAGACGAAUUUCUCAAUAUUCUAUGUGAAGAAGACGAUUACGAGGCAGUAGAUGAUGCUCAAACUGAAAAUGAUGCUCAAACUGGAAACGAUGCUCAAACUUGGAUCACUAAAGAAGAACCAGAUGAAGAUUAUCUGGAAGGUAGUAACGAGGAAGGUAGUGAUGAGGAAUUUGAGUAUUCCACCCACAAUCCAAAGGUGAAAUGGAACAAAAUGAGACCAAUGCUUGGUGAAAGAAGUUGGUAUGCAGUUCCAAGUCGAGUGAAUGAAUAUGAAGUAAGGAAUGGGUUUCAAAACUAUGAAGUUAACUUGAAGGAAAAAAGUUGUGCUUGUAGAUUAUGGGAACUUUCAGGAAUACCAUCUGUGCAUGCACAAGUGGCAAUAUUGUACACCAAUCAUGAUCCAGUUAACUUUAUAAGUAGUUGGUUCAGCAAGAAUAAUUACAAGGCAACUUAUGAUCAGAAUAUACACCCAAUUAAUGGAAGUAUCUUAUGGGAAGAAACAAGUUACACUAAGCCCUUUCCACCCAUUGAAAGGAGGAUGCCAGGAAGGCCUAGUGUUAAAAGAAGAAGACAUGUUUCAGAAAAUCAAGACAAGAUGGUGGAAUUGCUAGCCAAAUAACAGUUGAAGAACUCCCUACAACUCAAGCACUAGGAGAUGAGGAAAGGAUGAAUGAGGAGGAUGGCAUAGAUGAGCCAGGGAUGGGUGAGGCAAUGAUGAAUGAGGAAAGGAUGGAUGGUGAGAGAGAAAUACCUAUCACACAACAAUUGAAUCAAGUCAGAAGGAGGCCUACAAAGAGGAGCAAAGUGAAUCAAGUCAGAAGGAGGAAGCCUUCGGAAAGGAUAACAGAGAUCAAGUUGCAAAAGGUGGUAGAUGUCAAGAAUAGAAAGGGGAUGAGUUCAUCCAACCCCCUUAGUCUAGAUUAGGGUGUUUCUAAUCCCUACUUUUGUUAAGAACAUGUAUACAACUUUUGGGUUUGGGAAAAUGUUGAUAGCCCUUUUUGUUGAUAAGCCUCUACUGUUGAUAGCCCCUUUUGUUUACAUCCAUAUAAACUAUAGGCUUUGGGUCCCUUGAUCCUGUUUUUGGGCAUUUACACAACUUGCCAUAAAACUUGUUUGGCUUUGGUGGAUAUUACUACAUGUUCU